CACCCGACCCUGUUAGUCAAAGGAGAGACGGAAGGAGAUGGCCGACUAGGAGGCAACAACGAUACCUUUGCUACUUCGUCGGCGAUAUUCGUUUUUAUACAACACAUCUUCACAACUGAAGUGGGGAGAGGACGUUAUAAACACCCCCGCUCCUCUUCCACAAUGGCAGAACAAAACAGCAACGUCAGAUAUCAAGAGCUGGUGAACGAGGAGGAGCCGGCUCAGCCAUCUCAAGAGGGUCCCGCCCAGGACGCACCACCCCCCUACAGCAGCAUUGCUGCAGCCAAUGCAGCUUUCUUUGAGUACAAGGAAGAUGGAGGAAGAUUUCCUAACCCUCCGUCCUACAGCGUUGCCACCACUCUGCCCUCCUACGAUGAAGCUGAGAGAAGCAAAGCAGAGGCUGCCAUCCCCCUCGUCGCUGGAAGAGUCACGGAGGAAGACUUUGUGGCCAGGGACGACUUUGAAGACGCUGACCAGCUGCGAAUAGGAAAUGACGGCAUCUUCAUGCUCACUUUCUUCAUGGCAUUCCUCUUCAACUGGAUUGGCUUCUUCCUGUCGUUCUGUUUGACCACAUCUGCCGCCGGUCGAUACGGGGCCAUCUCUGGCUUUGGCUUGUCCCUCAUCAAAUGGGUUCUUAUUGUCAGGUUUUCUACCUACUUCCCUGGUUACUUUGAUGGGCAGUACUGGUUGUGGUGGGUGUUCCUGGCCCUGGGCUUCAUGCUGUUCAUCAGAGGCUUUGUUAACUACUCCAGAGUGCGUAAACUUGCUGAUCCCACCUACGCCACUCUUCCCCGCACAAGGGUACUCUUCAUCUAUUAGAGAAUUCAGGAUGUCGGAUUUGGAAGAACUGGACACGACCAACACAAGCAGCAACCCAGAAAUCAGCCAGACGAGUUAGAGAUGAAGACUACCGACGACAGUAAAAUAUUCAGGAAUUCUAUCACUUGUUUUAUUUUGUUUGAAACUUUAUUAAUGGAAAGCGGUUAACAGUAAUUAGUCCCUCUAUGUACUCAUUAGUGGCGAAUGUUAAGUGCUAUUUACAUCUCUUGUCUGUAAUGUAUAAGUAAUGCCUUAUAUCAUUUGAUGGUAGCAUACGAGCAUGCAUCUGCUCUCGAGGUCAAUAAAUAGAGAGUCUCGUUGGUGUUGGCGACACGUGGCCGUAAAGCCAACAGGUAUUAGUUAAUACAACACUCUAUAGACCUGCCGUAAGCAUGCGACAUACUUUGUAAUCUGCACUAAUCUCACCUCAUGGGUUUGUUGUGACUAUUAUAGGCUGUUUCUAGAUACCACAUACACUUAAGAAGUUGUCAUGAGGCUGUAUAUGACAAUGCUGAUAUCCACAUUAGCACAUAACUCGCUCACCUGUUGGCUUUAAGUAGUGUUGCCCUGAUUCUAGCCAGGAGGCGGCAGUGUUGUCUGCUGCUUUCAGGUGGCUAGAAACUCUUUAUUAAGGGCAUUGUCAUAAUAAAACAUACAUGCUUGUGAUUCAGAUGUUUUUAUCCAAUUCAAGUGCAGUGUCAGUGGAACACACCCAAAUUGCAUCCAUGUGUCAGAAGUUAUGAUUUUGCCUGUUUUUUUUUUGCUGUUCAUUAAAUCAGAUUAAAAAAAUCCACCCUUAAAAUGGAAUUUAAGAUUACAGACGUGAUCUUAGACCAGUCUGCGUUGUCAAAACACGAACAAGCCGCAGCUAGAAACCAGGUGGCCAGAAAUGUCAAGUGACAAACCCUCCGCAACCCGGAGCGGCUCGGUCAGCAGUGACGGGACGAUGACUUUUGGACAGUGACAGCAACCGGGAGGGUUUUUUGUGGGCGUACGAGCACAUUUUCUGGUUCAUGUCCUUUAAAAAUCCUUUAGAUGUUAGAGCCUGACCUUUUAUUUUUUUUUUCCUCUGACUCCUCAGUGAGUCAGUGGAGUCUGCAUCCCGUUCACUGUCAGUGGAAAAGCUCCGAGUCUCAGCUGUCUGGAUUUCAGCUGCUAAUGAUCCUGCUCAGACAUUUGGAUCCAGUUAUCUAAGAGCAUAAAAAUAGCUCACAUUCCAUUUUCAGGCGGGGUUUUUGCCAUAAGAUUUAAUUGACAGGUGGGGAAGGGAAAUUUUUUUCUUUUUUCUUUUUUUUUUCCGUUUUUCUGAAAAUUAUUCAUAAGGUGUAAGAUGCUAUCUUGUGGGUAUCAAAACUAUAUCAAAGAAUGUUGUAUGCAGGUGCACUUUUAGAAACAUAACCAAUAAAACCCAGAGGAUGUUCCCAUCAUGGUUUGAAGUCCCAGAUGUAUGAAACAAGGACUGAAUGAUGCAGGAUGUUGUCUCUGUUUUAUAUUCUGGGGAAAAAGAACAUGUCAGGAUAAUUAAGAUGUUCAUAAUCUAACCACUGAUUGUCAAUUGAAAGAGUUAAUAUGGAUUUUAGUCUGGCCCAGCAAACUGAUCUGUUUACCGAAUCAGUUAAACUCAUACGACAUGGCUUUGAUACAGACCCAUAUGCUUAUUUCUAUGUGAUGUAGAGCUGCAACCCUGGGGUUUUGUUGUUAUGAAACUGUACAGAAAGCGUUUAGUGUUGAAUAAAUGUCACUUUUAAUGCGUCA
This is a messenger RNA of Thunnus maccoyii (southern bluefin tuna), 2574 nucleotides long. RefSeq names its product NEDD4 family-interacting protein 1-like. The transcript is spliced from 8 exons. Bases 163 to 819 code for a protein of 218 amino acids. The record is from RefSeq and is a predicted model, not a curated record. Gene Ontology annotation, biological process: metal ion transport; ubiquitin-dependent protein catabolic process; positive regulation of protein ubiquitination. Gene Ontology annotation, molecular function: WW domain binding. NCBI's taxonomy places the organism in Eukaryota, Metazoa, Chordata, Actinopteri, Scombriformes, Scombridae. Gene Ontology annotation, cellular component: perinuclear region of cytoplasm; Golgi apparatus; endoplasmic reticulum.